Molecule: messenger RNA, 2651 nt
Organism: Schizophyllum commune H4-8
Lineage: Eukaryota; Fungi; Basidiomycota; Agaricomycetes; Agaricales; Schizophyllaceae
Exons: 2
Coding region: 82-2322 (746 amino acids)
Biological process (GO): maturation of SSU-rRNA from tricistronic rRNA transcript (SSU-rRNA, 5.8S rRNA, LSU-rRNA)
Cellular component (GO): nucleus; nucleolus; 90S preribosome
Molecular function (GO): protein binding
Source: RefSeq, a predicted model, not a curated record
UUCCCGAUUUGGAAGGCCGCAAGAACAAUGGAAACUCCCGAUUGGGUAGUAAAAAUUAUCACCUCCUUGUUCUCGACCAUCAUGACGGACUAUGGGGACGUCAAAGUCUACACCGUCAAUGGCGCAACAGCCGGCUCUCCAUCGUCCCUCCCCGACUGGCUUACCCGAAAACGCGCGGUAAAGGGGAAGAGCCGCAAGCGCGCCGUGCGCGAGCACGUCGAGGGUACCAUCGAACUUAUCCAGGGUUUCGAGUUCCCCGAAGCCAGCAACCGCGUCAAGACCACCCGAGAUGGGCACCAUGUUAUGGGCACCGGCACCUACAAGCCGCAGAUGCGAGUGUGGGACUUGGACCAGCUGUCCAUGAAGUUCGAGCGGCACACGGACGCAGAGAACGUCGACUUCGUUAUUCUCUCCGAUGACUGGACAAAGUCCAUACACCUCCAAAACGACCGCACGGUCGAGCUGCACACGCAGGGCGGCUUCCACUAUCGCACGCGAAUACCCAGGUUCGGGCGAUCGCUGGCCUACCACUUCCCCUCCUGCGACACGUACCUCACGGCGACGGGGAACGAGGUCUACCGCCUCAAUCUCGAGCUUGGAAGAUUCAUGACGCCGCUGACACUCGAGGAUGAGCAGGACGACGCGCCGAUCGCGGGGGUGAAUGUCGUGGAUAUCAACCCCGCGCACCAGCUUCUGGCGUUCGGUGCUGAGGGGAACGGCACUGUGCAAUUCUGGGACCCCCGAUCACGAUCGAACGUAGGCAUACUACGUCUGCCCACCUCACGCCUCCUCCCCGCGGGCGCGCUGGAUACAGGCGUCAGCGUCACCGCCCUCUCCUCCCGCUCCGAUGGCCUCUCGUACGCCGUCGGUACCUCCACCGGUCACACCCUUCUCUACGACAUCCGCUCCCCCCGCGCGUUCGCGACGAAGGACCAGGGCUACGGCCUCCCCGUCAACAAUGUGAUCUGGAUCGAGGGCGGCAGCCGGAUGGCUGGUGAUGGUCUCAUCCUCAGCGCCGACAAAAAGGUCAUCAAAGUAUGGGACCGUGAUUCCCCGUCGACGAACUUUGCCUCGAUCACCCCCGCGAUGGACUUGAACGACGUGCACCACGUCCCUGGCAGCGGUCUAUUGCUGACUGCCAAUGAAGGCAUCCAGAUGGGCUCGUACUUCAUCCCCCAGCUCGGACCUGCCCCUCGCUGGGCGUCCUUCCUCGAGAACAUCACCGAGGAGAUGGAAGACCAGACUGCCCGGAGCGCAUACGAGGACUACAAGUUCGUCGAGCGCUCAGAGCUACGCACCCUCGGUCUCGAUCACCUUGUCGGCACGCCGGCCCUUCGCCCGUACAUGCACGGCUACUUCGUCUCGCUCCAGCUUUACGAUGCUGCGCGCCUUAUCGCCAACCCGUAUGUGCACGCUGAACAGCGCGAGCGCGCCAUCCGGGACAAGAUGGAGAAGGAGGCCGAGACGCGCAUUCGGGCUCGCAAGGAGCAGCCGGGCGUCAAGGUCAACAAGGCGCUUGCCGAGCGUGUCAUGCGCGAGCAGGAGAAGGAGCGGAAAGCGGAGGAGAGACGGAGGGCCCGAAAGGCCGCCAAAGCCGCGGAGGGCGAAGGCGAUGCAGCCAUGGACGUCGAUGGGCAAGAGCUGGAGUCCACCUCCACCGCCGCUGGUCUACUUUCCGACCCCCGUUUCGCGAAAGUGUUCGAGGACCCGCAGUUCGCGAUCGACGAGAACAGCACCGAGUUCGCGAUGCUUAACCCCUCCGCGGCCGCGCAGAAGUCACGGCGACGCACCCAGGACAGCGAUGAGGACAGCGGGAGCGACAAGGGCUCGGACAGCGAGGACGAGGACGACGGCGGGAGCAGCGACGACAGCAGCGACGCGGGCGAGCUCAGCAAGUUCGACCUGCGCGCGCAUCCCGGGCAGCGCAACGUGCGCGCCGAGGAGGCCUACGCGCGCAAUCGCCGCCAGACGAGGGUCAAGAUGGUCCCGCUCAAGGUGCGCGGUGGCCCCGGUGGGGCGGACAAGGCCGCGUCCUUCGGGCAGCGGAAGUCGGGCACGGGCCCGCGGCGGUCCGGGGGCGAUGACACGAUGGACGGCGGCGUCGAGGUGUCGUGGGUCCCGGCGGCAUCGGGCGGAGAUGAGGCGGCGCAGGCGAAGGGGAAAGGCCGGAGGAAAGGCGUCGAGACGUUUGGCGCAGGGAUGGAGCGGGGUGGGGAGGAGGACGAGGGUCGGGCCUUGUCUGAGAGCGAGAAGAAGGGGCGCACGCAUCGGCGGAAGGGUGUGCGCAGCGGGAGCAAGAGCGCGUUCAGGCGGAUGCAGUGAAGCAGUUUCACCGCUGUCUGUCGAGCGCCGUAGAGCUGCUCGGAGCGUUCCGACCAGCGACCCCUUCUGAGGGCUUGCCUGUGUAAUGGGAGGCUGUGGCUCGUCUUGUAUCGCUAUGUAACGUUUCACUCAGUCCAUUCUCGUUGGGCUCACCACUCACCGUACGCAGUGCUUGGGCUGCUUCAAGUGUGCGUAUGUAUGUGGUCGCUGUCGUAUCCAGAACGGAACAAUGGUGUAUUUCCCGUUAUGGCCUUCCCAUUAUCGUGUUCAUCAUGUGAUUGUGUUCGCAGUUUUUGUCACUGUGCCUCGAGCACCUCGAUCGCAUUCCG